Messenger RNA from Ambispora gerdemannii, 261 nucleotides. The record is from the annotation of a GenBank genome assembly. Lineage: Eukaryota; Fungi; Glomeromycota; Glomeromycetes; Archaeosporales; Ambisporaceae.
AUGUCCAAUGGAAUGAUGUCACGAAGUUUCGCAAUAGCGAAGAGCUUGACAACAAGUGGAUAUUUGAGCGAUAUGGUUGAUGUUUCCGUUUGUAUAGCGGUUAAACUAUCAGAUAUAUCUUUUCCGCAUGAUGUGAGAUUUACGCAACAAUUACACAACGCUCUGUUACUCUGCUAUGAACAUCGAUUUUUCUUGAUUGCCAAGAAUAUUCGCCUUGGAAUAAUAAGUGCUAAAAUUUGUAAGAAAUCAACACGUGCUUGA